CUCCACUUUCCUCUCAUCCACACGUUACAACAGCCAUCCUUCCCCAAUCAUCCAACUUCACCCACCCCUUCAUCUUCUUGAUAAUCACUAAUAUAUCUUAUUCUAACCACCGUCCUUCUCCAAUCACUUUAACUCCACUUACGUUCCAAAUUUAUCUUAUUUUCACACUACUCCCUAAGAUUCAACAUUUCCAAGGGAUUCUAUUGUACUUGCAAGAUUAUUUAGUGGUUUAUGUCGGGCAUCCCUUCGAGUGAAUAAUAAUGCCCCUCCAUGUGGAUGUAUGCUACUUCUCCAACUCUGAGCUUGGGCACGAAUCAAACUAUUCGUCCAGAUGUACACUCUCUUCCCCGAUACCGGCAUGAUGAUUAUGUACCCGAGAGUGACCCGCAUGGUGCCAGGUUGAGGAUGUCUAAGGAAUACUCUCGUACCGCACGACAAAAUGUGCAGUACUUUGGAGACCAAUUUGAUGGGCUUUUGGGCGUCACGCACAGCGAGAGAAGAGCAGGGAUGCAUGACAUCAGCAUGUGCAUCUGGACAUGCACAUCUAAAGAAGCUAAAGCUAAGAAAGAAGGCCAUUAAUUAAUUAACGGGGAACUGUGUGGAGUACGUGUCAUGAAAUGAUGAUUACAGGGUUUUAUGGGGCAGAGUUUUAAGGGCAGGGCAGGGGCAUGCAGCUUUCCCUUCCCUCAGCUUGCCUUAAAUAAAUCAAUCUUAUGGGU
Cuscuta campestris is the source of this 719-nucleotide messenger RNA. Lineage: Eukaryota; Viridiplantae; Streptophyta; Magnoliopsida; Solanales; Convolvulaceae. The record is from the annotation of a GenBank genome assembly.